AUGAAGCUGGAGGUGAAGAUCGAGCUGCUGAAGUUCUGCUCUGCGCUCUUAAACUCCAUCUUCCUGGCUCUGGGUCUGAGCGUGGCCGGCUGUGGAGUCUGGAUCCUGUUUGACAGAGGAAGCUUCCUGACCGCCAUCUCCUCCGAUGAGCUGCGUACCGUGGGGGCGGGGCUGCUGCUGAUUGGUGGAGUGGUGGUGGUCGUCAGUGUCGUUGGAUGUGUCGGAGCUGGUAGAGAGAACAGAUUCCUGCUGCUGAUGUACCUGGGCUUCCUCAUCGUCCUGAUCUUGGGUCAGCUGUUCGUCACGCUGCUGCUGCUCAUAAGUAAACACACGAUUGAACGGAGUCUGGACGCCUCAGUGGACAGGAUCAUCCUUCAGUAUGGAGGACGCGGUCAGGACAGACUGAUGGACAACGUGCAGCACUAUGGGAAGUGCUGUGGCAGGACGGGCGCUGCCGAUUGGCUGAAGAACUCUUAUAUUCAGACGCUGAACCUGACCAACCCACACGUUCUUCCCUGUUCCUGCUUCAGCUCGUAUCGUCCCAGCCUGGACUCGUCCUGGUGCUCCGAUCUGCUGAACUUCAGCGCUCCGCUGUUUGGACGAGGAAACACCUCGUACCAUCAG
Molecule: messenger RNA, 624 nt
Organism: Micropterus dolomieu (smallmouth bass)
Lineage: Eukaryota; Metazoa; Chordata; Actinopteri; Centrarchiformes; Centrarchidae
Product: CD82 antigen
Exons: 6
Cellular component (GO): membrane
Source: RefSeq, a predicted model, not a curated record